AUGAAAUUCUCUUUAUCAAUCUUUAUCAUUUCAAUGUUGUUGGUUGCAACAACCACAUCAAGUUAUGUUACUGUUUUAAAUUAUCAAACCAAUGCUUGUAAAGGUAAUUAUGUUAGCCAACACUCAAUGUUGGAAGAUACUUGCUUUGAUGGUGUCAUGUAUCGUUGUGCCAACAACCAAGUAACCAAGUAUGUUUAUGGUGAUUUGAAUUGCAAUGGUAUACCAUACCCACCAGUCACCACUCAAGUCAACGAAUGCGGUCAAGUCGCCAAUUUCCCAUCGGGUAUUUACCAAUGUAGCGCAAACGUCCCGUUCACAACCCAAUCAUCGAUUGUCAACGUCAAGUACAAUGGUACAUGCCAAGACUCAUGGAUGAAUAAACCAGUCUUAUACAUGUCGGCCAUCUUUACCGAUACCUGUUUCCAAUAUGACUCUAAAUCGUCAUAUAUCAUCGCCUGUGACCCCAACGGUGCACCAUUAAUGGACAGUUACAUCCUGACUGAAGUCAAAGGUCCUAAAUGCAAAGGUCCAUCUUAUCAACAAGUAGUUCCAUACACUCCAACUUGUGGUGAUGCUAAUGGCAUGACAUCUAAAAUGAUUUGCAAUCAAUAA
Molecule: messenger RNA, 612 nt
Organism: Cavenderia fasciculata
Lineage: Eukaryota; Evosea; Eumycetozoa; Acytosteliales; Cavenderiaceae
Exons: 1
Coding region: 1-612 (203 amino acids)
Source: RefSeq, a predicted model, not a curated record